This is a messenger RNA of Haliaeetus leucocephalus (bald eagle), 1294 nucleotides long. RefSeq names its product dopamine receptor D3 (gene DRD3). Gene Ontology annotation, molecular function: G protein-coupled receptor activity; dopamine neurotransmitter receptor activity, coupled via Gi/Go. The transcript has 6 exons. Bases 3 to 1280 code for a protein of 425 amino acids. The record is from RefSeq and is a predicted model, not a curated record. Gene Ontology annotation, biological process: adenylate cyclase-activating adrenergic receptor signaling pathway; adenylate cyclase-inhibiting dopamine receptor signaling pathway. Gene Ontology annotation, cellular component: plasma membrane. NCBI's taxonomy places the organism in Eukaryota, Metazoa, Chordata, Aves, Accipitriformes, Accipitridae.
CCAUGGCCCUCUUCACAAGAACCAGCAGUCAUCCUAACACCACCGACCCCGUUCCCUGUGGGGCAAACAACACUACAGAGCCCGACCUGCCACACUCGCAUGCCUACUACGCCCUCUGCUACUGCAUCCUGAUUUUGGCCAUCAUCUUUGGGAACGUGCUGGUCUGCUUAGCCGUGCUGAGGGAACGCACCUUGCAAACCACCACAAACUACCUUGUGGUGAGCCUGGCGGUGGCGGACUUACUGGUGGCUACUUUGGUGAUGCCAUGGGUGGUGUACCUGGAGGUGACCGGAGGAGUCUGGACCUUCAGCCGCAUCUGUUGUGAUAUCUUCGUCACCAUGGAUGUAAUGAUGUGCACAGCGAGCAUUUUAAACCUCUGUGCUAUCAGCAUUGACAGAUACACUGCAGUGGUGAAACCAGUUCAGUACCAGUACAGCACCGGGCAGAGCUCCUGCAGGAGGGUCUCUCUCAUGAUUGUGAUAGUCUGGAUGCUGGCAUUCGCAGUGUCGUGCCCUCUCCUCUUCGGCUUCAAUACUACAGGGGAUCCCAGUGUCUGUUCCAUAUCCAACCCUAGUUUCAUCAUCUACUCCUCUUUGGUGUCCUUCUACCUCCCCUUCAUGGUGACCCUGCUGCUCUAUGUCCGGAUUUACCUCGUGCUAAGACAAAGACAAAAGAAGCGAACCCUCACCCGGCAGGGCAGCCACAGCGCCAGCACCAAACCGUGUUAUGCACACAAAGAACACAUGGAGAGAAAAGCUUUGCCAAACAGAAGCCAAGGCACCUUUUCCCCCUGUCUCCCACUCAAAUGCUCAGGCCAGGAGACAUCUACCAAAAGGCAGCUGCUGACCGUCUUCAGCCUGCAGCGGUACCGCAGCUUCUGCCACGAGGCAUCCCUCACCAAGACACCAGGGACUACACAACACAGCAGGCUGGAAGAGAGGAGAAAGAGUACGAAGCCAGGACUGGAGGUACGGACGCUCAGCGAUGGCAAAACCAUCAGCUCUUUGAAGCUGGCGCAGCAGCAGCCCCGGCUGAUCCAGCUUCGGGAGAGGAAGGCUACGCAGAUGCUGGCUAUCGUCCUGGGGGCAUUCAUAGUCUGCUGGCUGCCCUUCUUCUUGAUUCACAUUCUCAAUGCCCACUGCCCGUCCUGCCACGUGCCCCCAGGGCUUUACAGUGCCAGCACCUGGCUUGGCUACGUGAACAGCGCUCUCAACCCCAUCAUCUACACAACCUUCAACACCGACUUCCGCAAAGCCUUCCUCAAGAUCCUCUGCUGCUGACCGCGGGGCCGGCA